AUGUUUGCAUCAAGACCUGGCCUUACUGCAAAUGAUAUAAGAACAUGGAUGGGUGAUUUUCGGCAAAUCAGGAAUGUCGCAAAAUAUGCUGCCAGACUUGGCCAAUCUUUUGGUUCCUCCAGAGAAACUUUGAGUGUUGGUAGGCAUGAGGUUGAAGUUAUUCCUGAUGUAGUUUGUUCGCUUCAUGGAACCAACUACAUCUUUUCAGAUGGAAUUGGAAAAAUAUCUGCUGACUUUGCUCAUAGAGUUGCCAUAAAAUGUGGCCUUCAAUAUACUCCAUCUUCUUUUCAGAUUCGUUAUGGUGGAUAUAAAGGUGUUGUGGCUGUUGAUCCAUAUUCAUCAAUGAAGUUAUCUUUGAGAAAGAGCAUGUUGAAAUAUGAAUCAAACAACAUAAAGUUAGAUGUCCUGGGAUGGAGCAAAUAUCAGCCUUGUUAUCUUAAUCGUCAACUGGUUACUCUCUUGUCUACUCUUGGGGUGAUAGAUGAUGUUUUAGAGCAGAAGCAAAAUGAAGCAGUAGAUCAGCUUGAUGCUAUUUUGCAUGAUUCUUUGAAGGCACAGGAAGCUUUAGAAUUGAUGUCUCCUGGAGAGAAUACUAAUAUUCUCAAGGAGAUGCUAAAUUGUGGUUAUAUGCCUGAUGCUGAGCCGUUUCUUUCAAUGAUGCUGCAAACUUUCCGGGCUUCGAAGUUGCUCGAUUUGCGGACUAGAACAAGAAUAUUUAUUCCAAAUGGUAGAACGAUGAUGGGAUGCUUGGAUGAAUCCAGAACCCUGGAAUAUGGUCAGGUGUUUGUUCAGUUUUCUGGUGCUGGACGUAGACAGUUUUUUGAGGAAUCGCAUCCUUUUAAUGACAGUGGAUCCGCCAACUGUGAUUUCAUUCUCAAGGGAAACGUGGUCGUUGCAAAAAAUCCAUGCUUGCAUCCUGGUGAUAUUCGUGUUUUAAGGGCUGUUGAUGUUCCAGCUUUGCACCACAUGGUUGAUUGUGUUGUAUUUCCCCAGAAAGGAAAAAGACCUCAUCCAAAUGAAUGUUCUGGAAGUGAUUUGGAUGGGGAUAUCUACUUUGUUUGUUGGGAUCCAGACUUGAUUCCGCCAAGGCAAGUCCAGCCGAUGGAUUAUACUCCAGCACCCACCACACAGUUGGAUCAUGAUGUCACAAUUGAGGAAGUUGAAGAGUACUUCACCAACUAUAUCAUUAAUGACAGUUUGGGAAUCAUAGCAAAUGCGCACGUUGUAUUUGCAGACAGAGAACCUGAUAUGGCCAUGAGCGAUCCGUGCAAACAACUUGCUCAGCUCUUUUCAAUUGCAGUUGACUUUCCAAAGACUGGCGUUCCAGCUGAAAUACCAUCUCAGUUGCGCCCUAAAGAAUACCCAGACUUCAUGGAAAAGCCAGACAAGCCAACCUAUCCCUCGGAAAAAGUUAUUGGAAAGCUUUUCCAGAAAGUGAAGAACAAAACACCCCAGGCUAGCUCCAUCGCGACCUUCACAAGGGAUGUUGCCAGGAAAUCAUAUGAUAGUGAUAUGAUAGUCGAUGGAUUCGAAGAUUACAUUGACGAAGCUUUUUACUACAAAAGUGAAUACGACAACAAGCUUGGUAAUUUAAUGGACUACUACGGCAUAAAAACUGAGGCUGAAAUACUUAGUGGUGGCAUCAUGAAAGCAUCAAAAACUUUUGACCGCAGAAAAGAUGCAGAGGCCAUUGGUGUUGCUGUGAGGUGUUUGAGGAAGGAGGCAAGGGCCUGGUUCAAGAGGCGUAGUGAUAUUGAUGACAUGUUAGCAAAGGCUUCGGCUUGGUACCAUGUUACAUAUCAUCAUACAUAUUGGGGUCUCUACAAUGAGGGGUUGAAAAGAGAUCAUUUCAUUAGCUUUCCCUGGUGUGUUUAUGACCAGCUGAUCCAGAUUAAGAAGGCAAAAGCUCGUAAAAGGCCGGUUCCCCACUUGUCUUCACUCGGGAGUCAACUGAGUCGCAAAUUAGUGAUAUGGUAGCAUUAAGGCGAUCUAUAUAAUGUAAAAAGGGUGUGAUCAUAAGAGAACUGCUAUGCCUUGUUAACAACCUUUUGUCUUUUAAACUGGUGAUAUAUUUAUGUAGCACUCUUUAAAACAGUUGUAUAGCUAAGUAGUAAUUAGUGUGCGAUUUAAGUUUGUUUUAUCUCUCUUCUCUACAUGUUUCAUGUUAUGAUUUAUGUAUUACGCUUAACUUCAA
Molecule: messenger RNA, 2194 nt
Organism: Nicotiana tabacum (common tobacco)
Lineage: Eukaryota; Viridiplantae; Streptophyta; Magnoliopsida; Solanales; Solanaceae
Source: RefSeq, a predicted model, not a curated record